Messenger RNA from Leguminivora glycinivorella, 1284 nucleotides. RefSeq lists its product as uncharacterized. Bases 821 to 1159 code for a protein of 112 amino acids. The record is from RefSeq and is a predicted model, not a curated record. NCBI's taxonomy places the organism in Eukaryota, Metazoa, Arthropoda, Insecta, Lepidoptera, Tortricidae. The transcript is spliced from 6 exons.
GCUUGCACAGUGAAGAAAAGAAGAUAAAGAACUACUUAUUUAGGAUUGCCAACUGCCAUGUAGACAUAACUGGCAAAAGGUAUGUGGCCGAGACUCACACACCAUGAAGAUAAACAUUUUCAUAGAUGCGUGCACUAUGCUGGAACACAACUGUAAAUUUUCCACCAAUUUUAAAGUUACUUCCAGAAACAAGUGCCCGGAGUUAGAUCGAUUAAUAAUCGAAGUCUUUUAAUACUGCAAGUUUUAUUUAAAUAUUUAUACAAUGGUUCAAAUAUAGAUGCGGAAUCAUCGCUUUCUUUUAUUGUAUUGGCUCUAGCUAUUCCUAGUUUGAAUAAGUGCCUAUUUAGUGUAAUAUGUACCUACAUAUUUUACAAUAUAGAGUGAACUGUGAUAUUGCAUAGAAAAAUUAGAAAUAAAUUCAUUGAUAAAUUCGCUAUGCAUUUUUACAGUUCACUGUACCUAUAGAUUAAUUGCUUCAAUCAUCUCAUUACAUAGAUACGAUACUUAUAGAGUGUAACUAUGUAUAUACAUUCUGAUAGAUUGAUAAUGGGGCAACGCAGUAGGUACUAUUUGGCACAAUAUUUUAUAAACAAUGUUAAUAAAGGGAAAACCUAUUGUUACAAAUUGUACACUAGGCGGAUGUCAUUAAUAUGUAUGAAAAGUAUUUACUUCGUCAACAAUCCAUUGUACAUAGUCUCAAAGAGGAAGUUUAUAUCACGGAUAGACAACAGGGUUUUCGUACAUAAACACUAAGCAACUUACCAAAUAGCUUGAAGCCCUGGACUCAUUUCAACUGGGACCAUUGGCAGAAGCUGUCACGAUGCCAUCAAUCAACAUCAUUACAGUCGUUGUUAUAUUCUGCUACUUGCUGUCACUGGCAGCCAGUCAUGGCCCUCCUAAAGAGCGAGAUCAAGAAGACAUCGCCAUGGGGAAAAAGCACGGCGCCAAGUGGUGCAGCAUGGCCAAGGUGUGCAACCACGACCGCGUGCCGGUGUGCGGCGUGAGCCACGCCGGUGACAUCAUCGGCUUCCGCGACCUCUGCGACAUGUUCGACUUCAACUGCAUCAGGAAGCGGAACUACAAGCAAACUAGCUGCCCAGCUGACAGAAAUUUCCUGACCGCGUCCAGAAAACCCACCAACAUUUAUUACGAUGAAUAGCAGUGUUGAAGCUACUCCUUUAUUCAUUUGAAAUGUUUGUAUUUCGUCAAUGUACUUUUGAAAAAUAUUACUGCAGCAUGUUUUAUUUUUAAUUAAAACUAAUUUAUUUUAUGAUACAAAUUAAA